Molecule: messenger RNA, 1342 nt
Organism: Myotis daubentonii (Daubenton's bat)
Lineage: Eukaryota; Metazoa; Chordata; Mammalia; Chiroptera; Vespertilionidae
Product: histidine-rich glycoprotein-like
Source: RefSeq, a predicted model, not a curated record
AUGCUUAUGGUCAAAAACACUUUGGACCUGGUACCUACAAGAAAAAUCCAGAUUUGUGUAGCUCACAGGUUCAUCCACUUAUCAGAGAUACUGAACCUCUGCCACAAAAGGUUGCAGCAUUCUGGCUCCACGAACAGGAAUCUGGAGGAGAAGAUUAGCCUGAGUGAAAAAGGAAAAGUGGAAAUUCAUCGGAAAGGUGGCAAGUUCACUGAGCACAAAGCCAGUGCAAGCUUCGAAGUCGCGAACGAUAAAGGAAUUAAGGUGUCAAAAGAUGUGAAAGAAUCUGACUGUACAGUCCAAACCAGAAAACACUGGGAUGUCUGUGAGCCAAAUAUUUCUAGAUAUUCAUCUUAUAUAGUGAUUGGACAGUGUAAGGUAAUAGCUACAACACAUCUGAGUGAAUUUCAGGGUCUUAGAGUGAAUGACUUCAACUGUACCACAAGCUCUGUCUUUUCCGCAUUGGCCAAUACUAAAGACAGCCCUGUACUCUUGGAUUUCUUUGAGGAGACUGAGGUCUACAGAAAACAAGCAGACAAAGUCCUUGAGAUGUACAAAAAGGAGAAUGGUGACUUUGCCUCUCUCAGAGUGGACCAAGUGGAGAGAGUCGGCAGAGGCGCCAUGGGCAUUCCUCUGCUCACAAGCCUUCAUUUACACACAGUAGAUCCAGAGAUAACCCAUCCCCACGAGUCACAUAAACCUGGAUGCCCACCUCCUCUAGACGACAAAAAUCACUCAGACAGACCACUACUUCAAGCAGGAGCUCCUUCAAGACUGUCCCCUUCAAGAUGUCAUCACUUCCAUUUUGGCACCAAUGGCACACAUGCCCCUCAUAAUCAUAGUUCCAGUGAGCACCAUCUCCAUGGACACCAUCCCCAUGGACACCAACCCCAUAGACAGCAUCCUGAUGGCCAUGGUUUUCAUUACCAUGGACCCUGUGACUCACCACCCCAUAGGCAAGGUCCCCAAAAUCACCAUCACUGGGGCCAUGGCUCACCACCUAGGCACUCAGAAGAAAGAGGUCCAGGCAAAGGACACUUUCCCUUAAGAUGGAGACAAAUUGGAUAUGUUUACCAACUCCCUCCAUCAAAGAAAGGUGAAGAUCUUCCUCUUCCUGUAGCCAAUUUUCCCAGCUUCUCAUUGCCAAACCACAACUAUCCUCUAAAGCCAGAAAAUCAGCCCUUCCCUCAAUCAGCCUCUGAAUUAUGUCCAGGGAUGUUCAAUAGUGAAUUUUCACAAGUUUCAAAGUUUUUUGAAGAGACAUUUCCAAAAAGAAAUCUGAGUUCCUUGAAGAAUGAGUAAUGUUCUGAAUUAGAACCAUAAAUAAAAUGUAACCAAUAAUAAA